AUGUCGACCACGACGCUCACGUCCCACAAUGUUCCGCUCAACCUGCCGGAUGGACUCUCGCAGGAUCAACUCCUGGUCUUUAGGCCAUUCAAUAGCUGGAUCGCCACCUUGACCAACUCGCUGCGCCUCCAGUCCAACGCAGCUCACCCAUUCCACGCGGACCCGUACGCCCUGCGUGCCGUCACCAUCCAGUCCUACGACUACUUUGGCGGCGGCCGCCUCGGCUUCGUCAAGCUCGCGGCAACCGUCUCCAACUCGGCGGGCGAGUCGCUGCCCGCCAUUGCGCUCCUCCGCGGCCCGAGUGUCGCGAUGCUGGUGAUGCUCAUCCCCGACGAUGCGCCUCCCGACUCGGACGAGCGCUACGUGGUGUUGACCGUCCAGCCCCGCAUCGCGGCUGGCAGCCUUGGCUUUGUGGAGCUACCGGCUGGCAUGGUCGAUGACGAGGGAAGCUUCAAGGGCGUCGCCGCCAAGGAGAUCGAGGAGGAGCUGGGGCUCACCAUUCACGAGGACGAGCUUACCUGUCUUAGCGAACUUGCUGCCCCGCAAGAAGAGGCCGGCGGUGAGGGCCUGGCCAAGGCCAUGUUUCCCAGCGCGGGCGGCUGCGACGAGCACAUCACCAUCUUCAGCCAUGAGCGGCGAAUCCCACGGGACCAACUGCAGGAGUGGAGCGGGCGGCUGACGGGCCUGAGGUCGCACGGGGAGAAGAUUACUCUAAAGGUGGUUCCUAUGGAGGAUGCAUGGAAGGCGGGCGCUCGUGAUGCCAAGUGUCUCGCCGCCCUGGCCCUCUGGCAAGGUCUCCAGCAGGAGAAGAAGCUGCCAUCGCCCUAG
Molecule: messenger RNA, 828 nt
Organism: Ilyonectria robusta
Lineage: Eukaryota; Fungi; Ascomycota; Sordariomycetes; Hypocreales; Nectriaceae
Product: NUDIX domain-containing protein
Exons: 2
Coding region: 1-828 (275 amino acids)
Biological process (GO): nucleoside phosphate metabolic process; ribose phosphate metabolic process
Molecular function (GO): ADP-ribose pyrophosphatase activity; ADP-glucose pyrophosphatase activity
Source: RefSeq, a predicted model, not a curated record